CCUCAAUCUCUUCUCUUCCCCUGCUUCAUCCUCAAUCACCCUCCACUCCACAGCAACAAUGGCUCUCUUCCAGAAGAUCGAAACCCCCUCCUGCACAUACGAACAGCCCCUCGGCUUGUUCAUCAACAAUGAGUUCGUCAAGGGUGUAGAGGGCAAGACCUUCGAGACCAUCAACCCUCACAACGAGAAACCCAUCGUCGCCGUCCACGAGGCUACCGAGAAGGAUGUCGACAUCGCCGUCGCUGCCGCCCGCAAGGCCUUUGAGGGCGAGUGGAAGAAGGUCACCCCCACCGACCGUGGACGCAUGCUCAACAAGCUCGCCGACCUGCUCGAGCAGCACUGUGACACCCUCGCCGCCAUCGAGGCCCUCGAUAACGGCAAGGCCGUCUCCAUGGCGAAAGUCGACGUCGCCAACUCCGCCGGCUGCAUCAGAUACUACGGUGGCUGGGCCGACAAGCUCCACGGCAAGGUCGUCGACACCGACCACGAGACCUUCAACUACACCCGCCACGAGGCCGUCGGCGUCUGCGGCCAGAUCAUCCCCUGGAACUUCCCCCUCCUGAUGUGGGCAUGGAAGAUCGCCCCCGCCCUCGCCACCGGUAACACAAUCGUCCUCAAGUCCGCAGAGCAGACCCCCCUCAGCGCCCUCUACGCCUGCCAGCUCGUCAAGGAGGCCGGCUUCCCACCAGGCGUCCUCAACGUCAUCUCCGGCUUCGGCCGUGUCGCCGGUGCCGCCAUCUCCUCGCACAUGGACAUCGACAAGGUCGCCUUCACCGGCUCCACCCUCGUCGGCCGUCAGAUCCUCCAGGCCGCCGCCAAGAGCAACCUCAAGAAGGUCACCCUCGAACUCGGUGGCAAGUCCCCCAACAUCGUCUUCAACGACGCAGACAUCGACAACGCCAUCUCUUGGGUCAACUUCGGUAUCUAUUUCAACCACGGCCAGUGCUGCUGUGCCGGCAGCCGUAUUCUCGUCCAGGAGGGCAUCUAUGAGGACUUCCUCCAGCGCUUCAAGGAACGUGCCAUGAAGAACAAGGUCGGCGACCCAUUCAACCCUGAUACCUUCCAGGGACCACAGAUCUCCCAGCUCCAGUUCGACCGCGUCAUGGGCUACAUCGACCAGGGAAAGAAGGCUGGCGCCAAGGUAGAGAUCGGCGGUGAACGCCUCGGCACCGAAGGAUACUACAUCCAGCCCACCAUCUUCAGCAAUGUCAACGAAGAUAUGAGCAUCGUCAAGGAGGAGAUCUUCGGCCCUGUCUGCUCGAUCCAGACAUUCAAGACCGAGGAGGAUGCCAUCAAGAUCGCCAACGGUACCAGCUAUGGUCUUGCGGCUGCCAUCCACACCAAGGACUUGAACACUGCCAUCCGCGUCUCCAACGAAAUCAGAGCAGGAACCGUCUGGGUGAACUGCUACAACCUCCUCUCGUACCAGACGCCGUUUGGUGGCUUCAAGGAGUCCGGUCUGGGCCGUGAGCUGGGCGAAUACGCUCUCGAUAACUACACGCAGGUCAAGGCCGUCCGCAUCCGUCUCGGAGACGCGAUGUUUGGUUGAGCGGAGCAGCUAGCUCUGUAGUUCGGAAUGGGGGUUUGUGAAAUUGGGGCCCUGUUCCUGCUGUUGUUUCUUCACCAGGUUGUAUCUUAGCAAGCAUCAUCGGGUUGUUCUCGCUAUAUCAUGAAAUUAAUGUUGUUAUGACGAAGAAAAUACCAUUGUAGUGAAAGUACACCUGCAGAGUGGUUGUGUUGUGAGUUGUUGUGUUGUGAGUUGUUGU
This is a messenger RNA of Coccidioides immitis RS, 1766 nucleotides long. RefSeq names its product aldehyde dehydrogenase. The transcript is spliced from 5 exons. Lineage: Eukaryota; Fungi; Ascomycota; Eurotiomycetes; Onygenales; Onygenaceae. The record is from RefSeq and is a predicted model, not a curated record. Gene Ontology annotation, molecular function: aldehyde dehydrogenase (NAD+) activity. Bases 59 to 1549 code for a protein of 496 amino acids.